GGAAGCUUCAGAAACGCGGGAAAAGUCCAGAGUCGUUCGAAUGUUUUUUGUGCCAGUGCCGCGGAUGCCACUUCGUGUGGUGAGAAAAGUUGCCGUCGAGUUAUGUACGGUGAGAUCGUCCGAGUGACUGCAGGUGACAGCUGGGCUGUCGAUUCGUGGUCACAGCGAGUAGGAAUGCAGUCAGAAACACACUUGGGAUAUAGUCGUCGAUGCAGCUCUUUGUAUCAGCCUUUAAUCACUGAGGAAGGGACCGUGCGGAGGCAGCGCUGGAGCUGUACUGCGCAAAAGGAGUUAUCACCUACGGCCGCUACCACGGCGGUGACCAAGAGCUCGUUUUUCUCCGCAGCCCUUAGGCAGGCGGGAUCGGACUGCCCGUGUAUGAGGUCCGGUCUAAAUUUCACUGAAGUACAUGGUGCUUGCGAAUUGUCACUGACACGACGGAUUGAAAGGUACCCUGCCAGGACUUCAACCAGUAAAUCUCUUCCAGAAUGCAGCGAGGCGAGAGGCUCUCUCCGUGCUGCUGCGGCUGCCCGCUUUCGAGAGAGAUCGAAUUUUACCACAACACGGAUUCAAACACUCUUCCGCGCUUCUACUUUUACGCUUGCGGCAAGUCCAAACAGCAUCCUCUCAAGGGUGGUCCACUGAAGACCACUAAUGCAGACGCCUUCCUCAUCGAUCGUCAAGUCCUCGGUAUUGCCGAUGGGGUCAGCUCAGUCGAGGCCGAAGGCUUCGACCCUUCCCGCCUCCCUGUGGAACUGCUUACUGAGUGCUCCAUAGAGUGUCGCGCCCGCCAGCAAUGUUCCUCUGUCUACGAUGCGGAAUCCGAGAGUAUCUGGACAUCGUGGGACUUGAAAGAGUUCAGUCCUCACCAAUAUCCACUCCACAUUCUUUCUCGAGCGCAUGCGUCCUGUUCAAGCUGGGGCGCUACAACCUGUGUUCUCACGAUACUGGACCAGAGCUACUUGUGGACAGUAAACAUUGGUGAUAGUCAGGCGCUCCUCUUGCGACGAACAAGUACCCCUCCUCGGACAGUUCCGGUGGAUCAAUACACUGAGCACGAAAUGUGCCACAGCUCGAGAAGCAGAAUAGGUGAUCUGUCGCUCUGUGGAGGGUACCAAGUUGUUCACAGAGUCACACCGCAGCAGCACUUCUUUAACUGCCCUUUCCAACUGACGCGGAUGCCAGAUGUGGACUGCUCCUUCGGAGAAGUUCUGCGGCGGACUGCGGAUUCGGCGGAUGUCUCUGGACACGACGUGGAGGCCGGAGAUAUUAUCAUUGUGGGAAGUGACGGGCUCUUUGACAACCUCUUCGACGAGGAUAUUUUGCAAGUCGUCAACGAGCUCUGUUGGCGAACAAGUAAAGCAGGCGAACCGCCAACGACUGAGCCGCAUGUCGUCGCGGAAAAGCUCCUGGAAAUGGCGAUGAUUGCAGCUGGUGGCUGUACGAAUGCAGAAAAAGCGUAUCUGACUCCGUACGCCGAAGGUGCUUUCAUUGAAUUGGGGAAGCGUGUGUACGGAGGAAAACCAGAUGACAUAACUGUCGUUGUUGGCUACAUCAUUGAUCGAGCGGCGCCACGCAGAGGGUCUGCGGGAGAUUCUAACUGUACUAGAGCUGCUGAAAGGCCAGCUCAACGGGAUCAAGCUGGAUCCCAGGAUUCGUGUCCCUACGGGAUCAUGGAUCCGAUUGGAGAGUUGGUUGGCGAGGAAGCUACCAGCUGUAUGCCAAAUGGCCGUGCGCCAAAUCUCUACGGGACCCCUGCUCACCAACGCGGCAUAAGCGACACUGGCUCAAAAUCCAGAGGAAACACCAGCGAAACCACUACCAGUAAAGCGACCAUGCUGUCGUGCCAACGAUUGCCUGGACAAUCUUUGCUCCCGACACCCACAAAGCAAAUAGACUGUCCGUCUUCAAAUGAGACUCACACAACGUUGAAAAACAAAAUGGGUAUGCAAUACGCAUCCCUUGUUGCCGCUGUAGCUUUGUCAAGACGAAGCUUUCCACCCGGCGCAGGGAGGGGAGCCCUAACAGCGGCCCCUGCGUGGGUUGCUUCCGUCCAUUCAGUGCCUGCUGACUUCAGCUCGAAGCCUUGACACUGCUACAAACACCGGAGCAGCAUUGUCGAUCCGAGCAACAUGCGUCCGUUCUUCCACAUCCGUCUCAAUGGCUUCGCAUGUCGAUGGCUGUACCAGUAAGCUUUUUACGUGACAGGACACCGGAUAUGGCAAAAUGACGUGAGGAACAAUGGAUCGGCCUCUUGCACAUUCUCGCAGAAGUGCGAGGUGUGGAAUUUGUUUUCAAUUUUUUUGGGUCCCUCGAGCAUUGAAAUUCUGUUGAGAACUUCGCUACUGCUCAGUGCUUUCUACUAGGUCUAGCCCCUCUCAUUCCGAGCUACGUACACGGGACAAUAAAAUUGAUAAUCCCACUGUCUGUAGCAAGGGGGCAAGCUUAGUUUGCCCGUCGUGUUGGGUGUCCAGAGUUUGUCAAAAUCGCUUGCGGUUGAGGAAAGGUCACGCACCAUCCUCCUAACGGAGUUGUUCACGAGGCGUGGCAUCGCUUUACAGAAUCAUUGUGGUCCAGCACUGGUGUGGCGACUCACAUCCGCUUGCUUAUUCGCAGAUGUAAAGGCAGGUUACGACACGUUGAGUUAACUACUUUCGUUAAGAAGAUCAUCUCAUUUCUUAGAGCAUGUCGUACGCCUCGAUUAUCUCUUCGAGCCCUCCAAUGGAGUCUUGAAUUUCGGACCGAGGAAGUCCGUGUCUCUCGUAGUGGUGAGUGUAGGCGUUGCACGCUAUCAGCGCUCUUGCUUUCCGUAGUCCUCUGCAUCACACGGGAUACAUAAUGAAACAAUUAAUUUUAGUGAGGUUUGAGAAUUUGAUUUCGAACACUCUGGUGAGCGAGGGAAAACUACUACUCUGAUGCUAGUCUGAUCAGUCC
Molecule: messenger RNA, 2934 nt
Organism: Toxoplasma gondii ME49
Lineage: Eukaryota; Apicomplexa; Conoidasida; Eucoccidiorida; Sarcocystidae
Product: protein phosphatase 2C domain-containing protein
Exons: 3
Coding region: 489-2090 (533 amino acids)
Source: RefSeq, a predicted model, not a curated record